Messenger RNA from Drosophila kikkawai, 976 nucleotides. RefSeq names its product Recs1 (gene Recs1). NCBI's taxonomy places the organism in Eukaryota, Metazoa, Arthropoda, Insecta, Diptera, Drosophilidae. The record is from RefSeq and is a predicted model, not a curated record.
UCUACUUUUCUGUCAUAUUCCAAUCCCAGGCCCAGUCUCUACGCUGAAAUCGAGUAAGACAUUCCCAUUAUUUUUUUCUUUUGAAGAUCACGAUGCAGGCAGUCGGAGCAGACCCCGUGUCGGGUCCCAACUGCAUCCCCUUGAGACAGUACCCACCCUAUGGCUCCAGCAUCGAGUCCGCUGAUGGCGAGGGACAAGGACCAAAGGGCCUGGACUUCAACAACGACAGCAUUCGCAGGGGAUUCGUGCGGAAGGUGUACCUGAUCCUGCUGGGCCAGUUGAUGUGCACCCUAGGCCUAUUGGCUUUGCUAACCUGCGACAGUGAUGUCAAAUUGUAUGUAGCGGAAAGUAGAGUGAUGUUCUUGUUAGCCUGGGUGGGAAUGCUCGUCAUCCUGGGCGUCCUCACCUGCAACGAGGGCGCACGUCGCAAGGCGCCCACGAAUUUCAUCUUUCUGGGAGCGUUCACCCUGGGCCAGUCCUUCCUGGUCAGCGUGAUGGCCUGUCGGUAUGCCCCGAAGGAAAUCUUCAUGGCCGUGGUGAUCACAGCAGUGAUCUGCCUGGGACUCACCGUCUUUGCCAUGCAGACGACCUUUGAUUUCACCAUGAUGGGCGGCAUGCUGGUAUCCUUCCUGUUGGUCCUGGUGCUCUUUGGGUUCGUGUCAGUGUUCACGAAUAGUUCCAUGAUCAGCAAGUUGUUCGUCUGCCUGGGCGCCCUGGUCUUUUCCUUUUAUUUGGUCUUCGACACUCAAAUGAUGGUGGGCGGCAAGCAUCGCUAUUCUAUCAGUCCCGAGGAGUACAUCUUCGCCGCCCUCAAUCUGUACAUGGAUGUGGUCAACAUAUUCCUCAACUUUGUGCAGAUGAUCGGGGGAUCUGACGGUUAAGACGGAGGCCUUGUUUCCAUUAUUCAUUCGUUAUUCGAUUAUUUAACCCACCGACUUAAGGUCGAAAAUUAAUAAAUCAAAUUGUGCAGCAUCAA